Odocoileus virginianus texanus is the source of this 3542-nucleotide messenger RNA. The record is from RefSeq and is a predicted model, not a curated record. NCBI's taxonomy places the organism in Eukaryota, Metazoa, Chordata, Mammalia, Artiodactyla, Cervidae.
AGGCCUUUGUCAGCAGAGUAAUGUCUCUGCUUUUCAACACACUGUCUAGGUUUGUCAUAGCUUUCCUGCCAAGAAGCAAUCAUCUUUCCGAUUUCAUGGCUGCAGUCACUGUCCAGUUCAGUACAAUGCAGUUUAGUUCAGUCACCUGAAUGGAACUGUAUAAAAGGAGUCUGUUACUCAGACUUUAUUCAGACCUAGCUCUUAGGAGGGCAGUGACUGCUGGGCCAGAAGCCUGGACUCCAGGGGCCCUAUAUUUCAGACUGAAUCCACUUCCCUGGAACCUGACCCCUGCAAAACAAACAAAAUCCUUGGGACUUCCCUUUCUGCAUCCUGUUCUCUCUUGUCCUUCAGAUGCAUCCUCCACCCCACCCCAUUCCUAGUCCUCAGGUGAGAUUUUAGAGGAGCACGGGACUGCUGCAUUCCCCUCACUUUGGAUGUUAAUCAACCCCUCCUCCACUGCAUGGGAGGGAACAAAGGAAGCCAUUUUGGAGAGGACUUCAAAGAAGUCAGAGGAAAGCCAUGUUGCCCUUGACCCUCUGUGAGUCUCCUCUGUCUGUAAAUUCAAUACCAUGGGACUCCCUGAGGGUGACAAAGGGUGGUGUCUGAAUGACAGCCAGGCCCCAGAAGUACAAGGAUGGUGUUACCUUGCUUGAAUGAUCCCUUGGCUCCACCUCUCCUGCCUCCCAUGGACACUCGUAGCAGCCAUUUACUCUCUCCCCUUGCUUCAUGCAAGAGUUGCUUAGUGAGCUUCUUUAUCAGCUAGAUAUUGCUAUCUAACAAAACCACCUCAAAACUUAGUAGCUUAAAACAAUAACCAAUUCUGUGAGUUGGCAGAUUAGGUUGAACUCAGCUGCUGGUUUGAUUGGUUUCAACUCACCUCACUUAUACAUUUGCAGUCAACUGUUGGCCACUGCUUUUGGGGUUGGCUGGCUUUUGGGUAGGGAGAUGGGGAGAGUGGGCUCUGUGUCUCUCAUUUCUCUAAGAGGUUAGCCCAGGCCUGUUCACAAACAGCUGGGGAGGGUUCUAAGAGAGCAGAACCCAGAUUAGAGUGAAACAAGGGAGGCACUUACCUUGAGCACAAAAAAAGGAAUCAAGAUAAAUAAUAUUUUAAUGUAAUAUUCUGUACAGAUCAAAAUUAGUACAAAGUCCACGAUGAGCAAAACAACAAAAUUUUAAGACAGGGUCAGUUACCAUACCAAGGCUUUUAGGAAACUGAAACAAACAAACAAAAAAUCUGUAGUUGUGUUCUUGAGACAAGUACCUUACUUCGUCCUUCUGCAGGAAGGAAGAAGCUUGCCAGGCUUCUUGAGAGUCCAUGACAGGCACGUUUUACUUCCAUAACAUUCUGUUGGUCCAAGCAAGUCAUAGGAUUCCAGGGGUGGGGAGGUAAACUCCACCUUUACUCCAGGGAGGAGCAGCAAAAUCACAUUUCAGAAGAUGUGAAGAAUUGGAAAAUGUUUGCAAUCACUUGCUGGCAGCAGAGUUGCAGCCUCAAGGCUCAGGCCUUGCUUUCACUCUGCCAGUUAAAGGCGCUGAAUGAGAGUGUUUGCUAAAGCCCCCUCCUAGGUUCUCUGUGGGAUUCUGAUUCAUAGAGAUGACAGAGCAACGACACACAGAGGUUAGUGCCAUUAAAAGUUUUUAUUGCUUACAGUUCCCUCAAGAAGGGGGGCACCCACUGAGCUGAGUCAGAUAGGGAAGCACCCAGUUUGUAAAGAAAGACUCAGGAACUGCCAGAUUGGAAGAAACUAAGGCAACACUGACCACUAAGUGCAUCAUGGGAUUAUGGAUGGGAUCUUGAAACAGACAAAGGACAUAAGUGGGAAGACUGGGGAAAUGCAAAGGGAUUUACAGUUAAGUGUCUUGUACCAACGUUAAUUUCCUUGUUUUAAUAAUUGUACUAUGGUCAGGUAAGAUGGUGAUGUUAGGGGAAACUGGGUGAAGGAUAUAAAGGGAGCACUAGCAUUUUUGCAGUGUUGUAACUUUUCUGUAAGUCUAAAUAUCAGCUAAUAAAAAGUUAAAAAUAUAAAAGGAGAAGAAUUAUAUUGUUUCAUAAACUUAAUAGUUUAGUAUGGGAGAGACAAGGUCAAGUGGCUCCCAGAUCUAUCUGAAGGUGCUGCCUGGGUGGGGACUCAGUGAGGGCGGGAAUCAUUCCCAAUGCAAAGGCUCCUCCCACCAGAGGAAUAGUCAGCAUAGACACCUAGGUUUCCAUCACUGCGACCCAGGGGUGCUGGGAAGGAGGCACCUGUCUGACAGGGACUCUGUCUGCAGUCGUCUGCUCCUGUUUGCUGCCCAGCAUGGCCAGCUGCUUGGUAACCGCACUGCUGUUGCUACUGCUUCUAGGAUCGCGGAGCUCUGUAGCACCGAAUCCAUGCGUGGACGCGGCCGACGCGUGCACCGCCGACGAGCGGUGCCAUCGGCUGCGCACCGCGUACGUGGCGCAGUGCUUGGGUCGCGCCGCGCCGGGGGGCUGCCCCCGCGCCCGCUGCCGCCGCGCCCUGCGCCACUUCUUCGCCCGCGGGCCGCCCGCGCUUACCCACGCACUGCUCUUCUGCCCUUGCGGCGGCCCCGCGUGCGCAGAGCGUCGGCGCCAGACCUUCGUGCCCUCCUGCGCUUUCUCAGGGCCUGGCCCAGCGCCACCUUCCUGCCUCGGGCCCUUAGACGCCUGCGAGCACAGCCGGAUCUGCAGGCCCCGCCUCCUGACCUUCCAGGCCUCCUGCGCGACCACAGCCAGCAGCCCUGACGGCUGCCUCCAAGGCCAGGCCCCCAGCUGCCUGCGCGCCUACGCCGGCCUCGUGGGCACAGCCAUCACGCCCAACUACGUGGACAACGCAAGCGCGCGCGUGGAACCCUGGUGCGACUGCAGAGCCAGCGGAAAUCGGCGUGAGGAGUGCGAAGUCUUCCGGGGGCUCUUUACGAGGAACCGCUGCUUGGAGAGUGCCAUACAGACCUUUGACGGUGGGUGGGCCCCAAUCCUACGUAACCAACUGGACUCCCACCAGGACCCUGAGCAGAGUCUCCUGCAGGUGUCUACUGCAGAUGCACCCCUGGAGGGGAGCUCCCUGCUCUCCAUGCUUCUUGUUCUGGCUCUCCAGUCCCUGUUCUGACUUGGACAGCAGACCUUGGACAACUGUCCCACCCUGCCUGGGAUAUUGGGCCUCAUUAGUGGCCUGCUGCCCCACUGAAAAGGGACUGGCUUGUCUGCUAAGCUGGCCUACUGCUCUUGCUCUACUGCUCUUUGCAGAUCUGGACACUUUUUAUCAUGCUCUAAGGCAUACAUCUGAACAGACUUGUAAAAAUUCCCUCUGGUACUGCAGCAUUUUAUGGCAUCCUCCUAGUUAGGCACCACCCAUCAUGAUAAACACUUGCACCCCAUAACUAACAUUGGCAGAUUGCUUCCUGUCCUUGCUGUGCUGCUUGUUGGACACCACCUUGAGUGAGAAUCCAGUUCCCUGCAUUGCACGGGCCAUAUAGCCAUCUUCCCUGUGGUUCAGCCUAGCACUAGGACUGACAUCCAUAACUCAAUAAAUCCAUGUGCACUGCGA